This is a messenger RNA of Rotaria sp. Silwood1, 2835 nucleotides long. The record is from the annotation of a GenBank genome assembly. NCBI's taxonomy places the organism in Eukaryota, Metazoa, Rotifera, Eurotatoria, Philodinida, Philodinidae.
AUGAAGAUGAUUUCAUUUUCUUUUUCGUUCAUUGUAGUGAUUCCCAAUAUUCCAAACAAUGCCCGAUGGGCAAAAAAUGGAAUUACUGUAGCUAGUGUAGGCCAUGAACUGGACGAUAUCGACUAUCAAUUCGGUUCCGCUUUCGGUCUGUCUGUGGAUGAUGAUCAAACUUUGGUCAUCGCUGAUACUUACCAUGAUCGCAUUGUUCAAUGGAAAGUGGAUGAUGUCAAAGGAAAAGUGGUAGCUGGUGGCCGGGGCUCAGGAGAUCGAUUGGAUCAAUUGUGUGCUCCAACCAAUGUCUUGAUCGAUAGAGAGACUAGUAGUCUCAUUAUCAGUGAUGAAGGAAAUCGACGUGUCCUACGUUGGUCUCGUCGUAGUGGUACAACUCAAGGAGAAAUUCUUCUCAAAGAUAUCCGUUGUUCAACAUUGGCCAUAGAUGAUCAAAGAUAUCUCUACAUCGCUGACACCGACAAAAAUGAAGUAAGACGAUAUCGAAUAGGAGACAAAAAUGGAAUUGUCGUGGCGGGUGGCUAUGUCAAAGGUUUUGGUAUUCAUCAAUUGGGUCAUGUGGCUUACAUCUUUGUCGAUCAAAACCAGGCUGUCUACUUGUCGGAUGACGAAAAUCAUUGUGUAAUUAAAUGGAAUAAAGAUGCAACAGAAGGCAUCGUCGUUGCUGGCCGUCAAGACAAAGAAGAUCCUUCGGCACAAUUGUCGAGUCCUCAAGGACUGUUUGUCGAUACAUUGGGUACCAUCUAUGUAGCAGAUAUGGGCAAUGCUCGAGUGAUGCGUUGGUCUAAAGGAGCCAAACAAGGUACUGUCAUUGCGGGUGGCUAUGGUGAAGGAGAAGAAGCACAUCAGUUACGUGAGCCAACGAGCACAUUUCUUGGACAGCGUUUUAUGAAAGUUAAUGAUUAUGGUGUAAUUUUAAUCUACGAUAAACAAGGUACUAUUGCCGGUGUGCAAAUGGGAAUUCCUGCAUCAAUGAUUACUGACAAGUAUUACAAGUAUUCAAUCCAGAAAAUGUUUACUCGAGAUACAAUUGUCGGCAUUGAUAUUUACGUUCUCACUGCAUAUUUUGUUGAUCCACGCACCAUUUGUCAAUCAGGUCGGGAUGCAUCUCAUCUCAAACAUGAAGGUACAGGAACUGGACUAUGGCUACAAAAUGGCAGCAAUCCAAUUCGUGAUUCAAUUGAAAUGCCAUUAUAUGAAAAUAUGGUGAACAAUACAAAAUGGAUCAAAGGUACAUGUUUGCCAACGAUGGGUAUGUUUGAUAAUAGAAAAAGUGCUUCACCAAGUCUACAAACAGCUUUGAUUAACAUUUUCUUUUAUUAUGUUUGGACUUUAAAAUCACGUUAUGAAUAUUUUGUCCGACGAAAUAUUCCUGGUCCACGACCUAAGUUUUUCUUUGGUCAUUAUUUGAGUAUGUGGAGUACACCUUCCUUUGAUAGUCAAAUUCAAAAAUGGACUCAACAAUAUGGUCCUAUUUAUGGAAUUUUCGAAGGAACGUGUCCAACAUAUGUCGUAUCAGAUGUUAAUUUCUUACAAGAAGUAUUUAUCAAACAAUUUUCAAUGUUUCAUUCACGUCAUAAUAACAUUUUGGUUCGGAUGCUUAAAAGUAAUGCAGCUAGUUUAUUUUCUUCACAUGCUAAUCAAUGGCGACGUCAACGACAUAUUAUUAAUCCAACAUUUACAACAGCUAAAUUGAAAAUGAUGACACCACUUAUGAAUAAAUGUAUUCGAUCAAUAAUGAAAAAAAUAGAUGAAAAUAAUGAUAAUGAAUUUAAUAUAUUUCUUUUAUAUAAACGAUUGACUAUGGAUGUUAUUUGGCAUUGUGCAUUUGGUAUUGAUACUGAUCUACAAAAUGAUAUUGAUAAUAUGUAUAUGAAAAAAUCACUAGCCUGUUUUGCUCAUGAUCCAGAAAAAAUGUUCAUUGUGAGAUUAUGUAAAUUAAUGCCAUUUCUUAUUCCAUUAUCAAUUAAAAUUAUGAAUAGUUCUGUUGUAAUCAUAAACUUUCUACGUAUAUUAAUGCCAUCAAUGAUGCGUAAUGUUGAAGGUCUUCCUCAAUUAUGGAUUUUUAAACAAAUUGAAAAUGUUGUCAAACAAAGACAAACAUCUCAAAAUAAAAGAAUAGAUUUACUUCAAUUAAUGUUAGAUGCAUCUACACAAGAAGAAAUUAAAGAUGAUAAAAAUAAUGAAUUAAUGUCAAAAAAUCUGCAUUAUAAAGAAAUAUUAAUGAAUGCAGUAUUAUUUUUAAAUGCUGGUUUUGAAACAACAUCACUUAAUCUUGCUUAUUCAACAUAUCAAUUAGCUAUACAUCCAAAUAUUCAAACUAAACUACAAACAGAAAUUGAUGAACAUUGGAAAGACGAAGAAGAAAUUGAUUAUGAUAUAAUUAAUGAUAUGAAAUAUUUGGAUAUGUUUAUACGAGAAGUUCUUCGAAUACAUGCUGUUACACAUAGAGUUUUUAGUCGAGAAUGUUCUCAAUCAACAAUUAUUUCUGGACAUUACAUUGAAAAAGGUAGUGUUAUUCAAGCGGAUACAUAUUCAAUUCAUCAUAAUAUUGAUUUAUGGGGACCUGAAGAUCCAAAAGAAUUUAUUCCUGAACGUCAUAUGAUAAAACGACAUCCACUAGCUUAUAUGCCAUUUGGUAUUGGACCACGAAAUUGUGUUGGAAUGAAAUUUGCAUUAAUGGAAUUAAAAAUUGCUUUAGCAAAUAUAUUACAUAGAUAUACAAUUUUACCUGGUGAGAAACUUGAACAAGGAAUGAAAAGACAAGAAACUACAACUUUAUCACCAGAAGCUAUUUACAUACGAAUUGAAAAACGAUCAAACUAA